AAAACAAAAAAAUUCGACGUAAAUAAAAACAAGUCGUAAAUUGAUGACAUUGGCAUACGAUCAACGAUUUUGUUGUUUUGUUUUUUUUUCGUUGACAAACGUAGAAAAUGCUUUAAUCGAUUCAAAUAGUAUGUCAAAUUCAUACAAAUAAAAGUAAUGAUAAUCAUUAACUAUCGAACUGUGUUUUAAUUCUAAAUUAAAAAUGUUUAACGAAGAUUUCGAUGAUGAUUAUGUCGAUUUUGAUUUCGACCGAUCGUCUUCGGAUGAUCUUCAUCAUCAUCAACAACAACAGCAUAAUAUUGUUCAGAUUCGUCAUCAAGAUAAUCAAAUUGGUUUAAUUAUGCGCGCUAUCGUUAAUCGUGAAUACGGCUUACAUUAUGAAUCAAAUGGACUGCAAAACCAAAAAAUGUCGAUUUAUAAUCCGAUUAGAUUCAAGCGUCAAAUUCGUGAUUCGCUUUACUUGAUAAAAAGUAUGUCACAUACAUACGAAAUGUUCGAACACAUUGAACCGAUCUAUUCUGUGGAUUUUAAUUAUAAUGGUCAAUACAUUUGUUCAAGUGGUAAUGAUUGCAAAGUUGCCAUUUGGAAUUGGUCGGAUAGUAAUCUGGAUUAUGUCUAUGAUUCUGGACAUCUGAGUGGUGGUGUUCGUUGUUGUCGAUGGUCACCGGAUGAUGAUUCUAUUAUUACUUGUGGCGAAGAUGGAUUCGUUCGUUGUGCUUUAAUCGAUCGAUCAUUAGUCACUCAAUCGCGUGUAACCUGUUAUCAUGAUUCCAUUGUCAAUGAAUUCGUCCACUGUGAUCCUUGUGUUAUUUUAUCUGCUGGCCAAGAUGGUCGAAUAUUUCAAUCGGAUCUUCGGCAACAAUCAGCGAUUGAAUUGUUGAACAUACGUCGAAAGAAAGAUGGUGCGUUUCGUUUACGUACAAUCGAUUGUAAUCGUCAGAUUCGACCACAUUUAUUUGCUGUUGCUGGUCAUGGUUCAUCAGUUCUCGUCUAUGAUCGUCGAUUUAUUAACAAUUCUGAUCGAAAUCAUCUUCCUUAUUGUACAUAUUAUCUUUCAUUUUUGGCAUUAAACGAAGAGGAUCGUAGUCGUUUUUCUGUUCCAUGUGUUCGAUUCAGUCCGAAUGGUGAUCGAUUACUUUGUUCGGCAAGUACUGGCGAAGUGGUCAUUGCUGAUAUAUCGAAUGUUCCAUCACGACGAUCUGUAUUGGUCGGACAAGGUGUGAAAUUAUUUUCCGAACCCACAUUCAAAUGUUGUUGGUUCGGUAAUCGAUUAGCAUUUAGCACUUCAAAUGAUGGUUUCCUUUAUGCAUGGGAUAUCUGUGAUGGCUCAAUGAUUUUCUUCAAAAUCGGCGAUGAAGUAGGCAAUAUAAAUGCACUGAGUUCACAUCCAAUCGAUCCAAUAUUGGCUACAGCCGGUUCGAAUUGUUCAGUAAAAGUUUGGUCACCAACAUUUGAUGAUGAUGAAAUGGAUUAUGAUAUCGAAUUAAUACGUGAAAAAAUAAUUGGUAAUUUCCGUGCCCGUUUCAUAUCGAACACAUACCAUAAAACCUUAAAAGAUGUUGAAGAAAUUAGCUAUAUAAUGUCUAUACGUAAUUUAUUCGACGAUUCUUCUGGUGCAUUCUGGCGAUCUCAUCACGAACAUGGUGAUGACGUUAACGAUGAUAUGGAUCCGGAAGAAGUUUCCAAUGACAAUAACAAUGAACCAUUGGAUAACCUUUAUGCUGAUCUUUAUGAAUUUUUUGUUGUUAAUGCUCAUCAUUUUCCAUAAUGCAUAUGAAAAAUGAAUUUUGUUUGAUAUGUUAC
This is a messenger RNA of Dermatophagoides pteronyssinus (European house dust mite), 1803 nucleotides long. Its product is annotated as DDB1- and CUL4-associated factor 8-like. Gene Ontology annotation, molecular function: protein binding. Gene Ontology annotation, cellular component: Cul4-RING E3 ubiquitin ligase complex; cytoplasm. The record is from RefSeq and is a predicted model, not a curated record. NCBI's taxonomy places the organism in Eukaryota, Metazoa, Arthropoda, Arachnida, Sarcoptiformes, Pyroglyphidae.